Messenger RNA from Marmota monax (woodchuck), 7334 nucleotides. RefSeq names its product endoplasmic reticulum to nucleus signaling 1 (gene Ern1). Gene Ontology annotation, molecular function: protein serine/threonine kinase activity; ATP binding; RNA endonuclease activity. NCBI's taxonomy places the organism in Eukaryota, Metazoa, Chordata, Mammalia, Rodentia, Sciuridae. The record is from RefSeq and is a predicted model, not a curated record. The transcript is spliced from 22 exons. Gene Ontology annotation, biological process: intrinsic apoptotic signaling pathway in response to endoplasmic reticulum stress; mRNA processing; IRE1-mediated unfolded protein response. The coding region runs from base 118 to 3048 and encodes 976 amino acids. Gene Ontology annotation, cellular component: IRE1-TRAF2-ASK1 complex.
CGUCCGCUGUGGCUCGGCCGCUGCCGCGCUGUCGUCGCGGCGCCCCCGCCCAGUCCUCCGUCCGCACCGCCCCUGGAGCCGGCCGGCCGGGCCCGGAGCCAGGGCCCAGUCCCCGACAUGCCGGCCUGGCGGCUGUUGGUGCUGCUGCUGCUGGCGCUGCUGUUGCCCGGCUCCAGGAUUUUUGGAAGUACCAGCACAGUGACACUGCCUGAAACCUUAUUGUUUGUGUCAACGCUGGAUGGAAGCUUGCAUGCUGUCAGCAAGAGGACAGGCUCCAUCAAGUGGACUUUAAAAGAAGACCCAGUCCUGCAGGUCCCAACGCACGUUGAAGAGCCUGCUUUCCUCCCAGAUCCCAAUGAUGGCAGCCUGUAUACACUUGGGGGCAAGAAUAAUGAAGGCCUAACGAAACUUCCCUUUACCAUCCCAGAGUUGGUACAGGCAUCCCCAUGCCGAAGUUCAGAUGGAAUCCUCUACAUGGGUAAAAAGCAGGACAUUUGGUAUGUCAUCGACCUCUUGACUGGUGAGAAGCAGCAGACUUUGUCAUCAGCCUUUGCAGAUAGUCUCUGCCCAUCAACCUCUCUUCUGUAUCUUGGACGGACAGAAUAUACCAUCACCAUGUAUGAUACCAAAACCCGCGAGCUCCGCUGGAAUGCCACCUACUUUGACUAUGCAGCCUCACUGCCCGAGGACGACAUGGACUACAAGAUGUCCCACUUUGUGUCCAAUGGUGAUGGACUGGUGGUGACUGUGGACAGCGAAUCUGGGGACGUCCUGUGGAUUCAAAACUAUGCCUCUCCAGUGGUGGCCUUCUACGUCUGGCAGCGGGAGGGUCUGAGGAAGGUGAUGCACAUCAAUGUCGCUGUGGAGACCCUACGCUACCUGACCUUCAUGUCUGGGGAGGUGGGUCGCAUCACCAAGUGGAAGUACCCGUUCCCCAAAGAGACGGAGGCCAAGAGCAAACUGACGCCCACCCUGUAUGUUGGGAAGUACUCCACCAGCCUCUAUGCCUCUCCCUCCAUGGUGCAUGAGGGGGUCGCUGUUGUGCCCCGUGGCAGCACUCUUCCUUUGCUGGAAGGCCCCCAGACUGAUGGUGUCACCAUUGGGGACAAAGGGGAAUGUGUGAUCACACCCAGCACAGACCUCAAGUUUGACCCCGGACUCAAAGGGAAGAACAAGCUCAACUACUUGAGGAAUUACUGGCUCCUGAUAGGACACCAUGAAACCCCGCUGUCUGCAUCUACCAAGAUGCUGGAGAGGUUUCCCAACAAUCUACCCAAACAUCGGGAAAAUGUGAUUCCUGCUGAUUCUGAGAAAAAGAGUUUUGAGGACGUUAUCAACCUGGUGGAUCAGACAGAAAAUGCACCAACCACUGUGUCUCAGGAUGUGGAAGAGAAGUUGGCUCAUGCCCCUGCCAAGCCUGAGGCUCCUGUGGACUCCAUGCUCAAGGACAUGGCUACCAUCAUCCUAAGCACCUUCCUGCUGGUUGGCUGGGUAGCCUUCAUCAUCACCUACCCCCUGAGCAUGCAUCAGCAGCAGCAGCUCCAGAACCAGCAGUUCCAAAAGGAACUGGAGAAAAUCCAGCUCUUGCAGCAACAGCAGCUGCCCUUCCAUCCUCCUGGAGAAUUGACCCAGGACGUCGAGCUCCUGGACACAUCAGGCCCCUACUCAGAGAGCUCAGGCACCAGCAGCCCCAGCCCUUCCCCCAGGGCUUCCAACCACUCUCUGCACUCUGGCAGCUCUGUCUCCAAGGCUGGUGCCGGCCCCUUCCUGGAGCAGGACGAAGAAGAUGAGGAAACCAGCAUGGUGAUAGUUGGGAAAAUUUCUUUCUGUCCCAAGGAUGUCCUGGGCCAUGGAGCUGAGGGCACAAUUGUGUACCGGGGCAUGUUUGACAACCGUGAUGUGGCCGUGAAGAGGAUCCUCCCCGAGUGUUUUAGCUUUGCAGACCGUGAGGUCCAGUUGCUGCGAGAAUCAGAUGAGCACCCGAAUGUCAUCCGUUAUUUCUGCACGGAGAGGGACCGACAGUUCCAAUAUAUUGCCAUUGAGUUGUGUGCAGCCACCCUGCAGGAGUAUGUAGAGCAGAAGGACUUUGCCCACCUUGGCCUAGAGCCCAUCACCUUGCUGCAGCAGACCACCUCAGGCCUGGCACACCUCCACUCCCUCAACAUUGUUCACAGAGAUCUGAAGCCCCACAACAUUCUCCUCUCCAUGCCCAAUGCACACGGCAGGAUCAAGGCCAUGAUCUCUGACUUUGGCCUCUGUAAGAAGCUGGCGGUGGGCAGGCACAGCUUCAGUCGCCGUUCCGGGGUGCCUGGCACCGAAGGCUGGAUUGCCCCAGAGAUGCUGAGUGAAGACUGCAAGGAGAACCCUACCUAUACAGUGGACAUCUUCUCUGCAGGCUGCGUCUUUUAUUACGUCAUCUCUGAGGGCAGCCACCCCUUUGGCAAAUCCCUGCAGCGGCAGGCCAACAUCCUCCUGGGUGCCUACAGCCUUGAGUGCUUCCACCCAGAGAAGCAUGAAGACGUCAUUGCACGUGAGCUGAUAGAGAAAAUGAUCGCCAUGGAUCCCCAGCAGCGGCCCUCAGCGAAGCAUGUUCUGAAACACCCUUUCUUCUGGAGCCUGGAAAAGCAGCUGCAGUUCUUUCAGGACGUGAGUGACCGAAUAGAAAAGGAGUCCCUGGAUGGCCCGAUAGUGCGACAGUUAGAAAGAGGCGGGAGAGCCGUGGUGAAGAUGGACUGGCGGGAGAACAUCACUGUCCCCCUCCAGACAGAUCUGCGUAAAUUCAGAACCUACAAAGGUGGCUCCGUCAGAGAUCUCCUUCGAGCCAUGAGAAAUAAGAAACACCACUACCGGGAGCUCCCAGUGGAGGUGCGGGAGACUCUGGGCUCCCUUCCCGACGACUUUGUGCGCUACUUCACCUCCCGCUUCCCCCACCUCCUCUCACACACCUACCGGGCCAUGGAGCUGUGCAGCCACGAGAGACUCUUCCAGCCCUACUACUUCCACGAGCCCCUGGAGCCCCAGCCCCCAGUGACUCCAGAUGCCCUCUGACCAGGGCAGUCCCUCCAUUCUGGUGACCCAGCUGUGACUGCAGACCUGGUCUCUGCAGUCCAGAGCUUGAUGCCUCCCAGCUUAGCAGGGAGACCAGGCUUCCCAAACCAAGUGCCUUGAGCUGCCCACUCUGCAGCCAGCAGACGAUAAUGCUGACCCCAAGAAGUGGGAGAGGUGGUCCUCAUGACCUAUAGGAAACUAGGAGGAUGCUGGCCCUGAAAGCUUUGUAGCCCAAGGAUGUCUGCAAAGGAGGCUGUGAAAGGAGCACCGCUGACCCUCUGCUGGUUGGACUCACUUCAGCUUGUCUCUUUUUAUAAUUCCUACUUGAUGUCAGCUGAGGGCCUUUCAGGAGGGGAGCAGAGGAAUUCUGUGUGGCCUGCAGGCUGAGACCAGCUAGGCUGGGAUGCAGGAAGUGCAGCCUCUGCUAGAGUGGGCUAGAGAGGUGAGGAGUGCUGAGGAGGAGGACGUUUGGAGAUGUUCUCCUGGGGAAAAGGAACCUCAUCACAGAUGCAGCCAGAGGCUCCUUGGCUACUGGUAGCAGUGUUUCCCCAGGCAGCAAAGCCAUGAGCAUGGGGCGUAAAGUUAGGGCCAUGCACGUGGGCAGCUGAGGUGUAUCUAGUCUCUGGAAAUGAAGAGGACACUCUGUUCUGGAGGCUGCAGUUGGCAGCGUACCAGGGCCUGAAUGGAGGCCCUGAGGUGGAUUGUGUCCUGGGCCAUUUGGGGCCAGAGGGGAAGAGUUCCCUAGCCAUCAAGGAGGGCAGCUAACACCAGACAGGGACAGGCCCUCAGGAGCAGAGGGGAGCCACUGAAUGGGAGCCUCCUGGCUAUGCAUAGAAGACCCUGAGCCAGGUAGCCUUAGGGUCAGCAGAUCAGGAUGCACGUGGUGAGUGAGAGCCUGUAGCUGGGAGCCAAGCCCAGGGUCAUGUGGGCUUUGUGGGCCAGCUUUCGUAUUUCUCUUGGCAAAUCUUAAUCUAUUUUGAUCAUACUGUAGAAUGUUAUAUUAGCAUAAGUAAGCGAAACUUAACUUGAGACUUGCUCAUGAGGAAGAAAUGCAAGAUAUCUUCUAUUUUGUGUGGUACCAAAAAUCAUCAUCCUCUUGAGAGUGUUCCCAUGUAGACCAUUUUCUCCAAUGCUGAAGAGCAAAACAUUCUAGUAACACUGUAAAUGUACUAAUGUCAAAGUAAUGUUCCCUAAAUUAUGUCAGUACCUUUUUUCCCCUAAAAUCAAUCAAUAUUCAUUUCUAACUUUAGUUUCAGUUAAAACUUCUGUCUUUUCCCUCCCGAGAGCUUAGAGGUUACGGUGCAGUCAGGGUCCGCGGCGGGGAGAAUGUUCUGUGGGAACUUCCUGCAGCUCCUGGUCUGCUGAGUGUCCAGCCACUCCACGUCAGAGCAGCACUGUCAGCUUUACGCAGCCACAGGGUGCUGCUUCCCAUGAGAGGUUUUCUGCUUCUGUUCACAUUAGGUCGCUUACCCAAAGUUUAUUCUGCCUUUCUAUUCAGUUUCCUUGCUUUCUUAAUGACUAAAGUGGCCUUUUUCUUAAUGUAACCCUACAUCUUUAACCUCAUGGAGAACCCGCAUAUGACCUUAGAGCCUGGGCACUCUGGUUGGCUCCCUGGUGUCUCCUGUCACAUAGUCAGGAACACAGCCGGCUCUGUCCCCUGUACCUGAUCUGCCUUCACAGUGCUCUCUGUAGACUUGUACAGGUCACUUUGCUAGUGAGUCCAAGAGGUGACAGCCCGAAAAAGCAUCAGGAGUGGAGCAGGUGCCACACAUGAUCUAACAGGACUCCCUGCUGCUGGGGCUGCCGCUCGCCUCCUUCUCCUGGCUGGUUUUCCCUUCGGGAAGUACCCAGACAGCUUCUUGUGGCCUGCUGUGGCAUCAUCUCCCUGUUUUAGCCCAACUUACUGAGAGACAGCUUUUUCAGAUGCCUUUUCCACUCAACAGAUAGAUGAUCUGCUAACCACCCAAAUUCCUCAAACCCUUUACCCAGCACAUUUUAUUUUAGCACUUACUGUGUUGCACUGGGCAGGACACAGGUGCCAGAGAAAGAGAUGAGCCAGAUAGGCACAGCCCGCCUUCCCAGAGCUGCUUGUGAGAGUCACCCACAAAGACAUCAGUGCUACGAAGAAACCCCAGCAGUGGGGAAGGAUGUGCGUUUGGGGUUUGCACCUCUGCCUUAAAAUUGCCCCCAUCUCAGAGUCCAUGGGCUCUGGCCAGGUCACCAUCCCUCUGUUCUCUCUUCUCAUCUCUAGGGACUCAGGCACUUGUUUUGAAAACACCUGGGCAUCAUCUGGUGAAUCCAAUUUGAGUCUAGAAUUCCAGUUUCCCAUUUUGCUCAGCAAGGAGGAGGUUGUCUGAGGCAGAACGGCUCCGCAGCACUGUACAUCUUUAGUCCAAGUCAUGAGGCCUCUGUGAUUCCCAGAAGGCUGCUCAGCUUUUUAGAAGUCUGCUGUCUUCACCUUUAAGACAGAAUUGAGUUGCAUCUGUUAGGAAUCAGAGGUCCCUGUAUUUCGUUUAAAUCUGUCUUGGACUGUGUGUGAAGCCUCUCUUGCCCAUGAGCCACGUUUCUCUUGCUGCUUCUUAAGUCUUUUGUCUCCGUUUUUGAAGAGCACCACGUAUCCAUCAUUAGGCACCAAAGCAUUGGCACUCAGAGGAACGCCGUUAUCACUCAGCAGGGCAUCUGGUGGCUGAAGGUGAAAUCCACGUGAAAGUGCCCUGCUCUCACUGCAGCGGCUGUCACAGGCUCUUCAUGGAGACAGCACUGGACAGUUACAGACCCAUAUUGGGUUGGAGGUCUGCAGGGCAGGGGGUCCAGGGAAGUGCUUUCUUUCCACCAACCCUGGAGGAUUGGUUCUUGUCAGGGUUGACCUGAGCCUGUGGAGGGGCGUUGUGUGAAUGUGAUUCAUUAUGGAUGGCAGGUCUUUCUUGCCCCAGUAAAAGAGUAACUGGCUGUUGAGGUGAACUCCACGCAGAAGCAGCCCCUCGGGUUGCUGGGCCCUCCCCUCCUGGCUGCUUCUUUUCAGCAGCUGGGCUUUGGCCAGGUGUGGUUUUGCCCACUGUUCAUCCUCCACCCGUUCAUUAGAUCCUUGUCUGUCUGCUCCUUGUUCAUUUCCUUCAGUCAAUCAUUGGUUAGAAGGUGCUAGAAGAGCCAGCACAGUAGCCCUUCUCUUUGAUUUCUGAAACCACUCUUCUCUUGCUCAUCCCUCCACAUCCGGGAGCAGUGGUGUCAGUUGGGUGUUCCUGGCAGAAGGUCCUGGGCCUCUGUGCAGGAAGCCCACAUCACCCCAGUUCCCCCAGUCGGGCCAUUAUCUUGUCAGCCAAAGUAUCUGUCUCUUCUUAUUCUUUGUUUUCUUUAUAAAAUAGUGAUUUCCUGUGAGUAACUCUGGUUCCAGUUUUAUGUGUAGACAUCUAAGUCCUUUCUGUAUUCAUUGGAAAGCCACAAAAGACACCUCUGUGGCUGGGGAGACGGCUCAGUGGUAGCACGCUUGCCUUGCAUGCAAAAUGGCCCUGAGUGUCAUCCCCAGCCCACAAAAAUAAACAAAGGACGCAUCUGCCAUGAGCCUCCCCCUGGAGCAGCCUUAACCAACACUGCCAGCCAAAGUUCCCACCUGGGCCUCUCCUGCUCUCCAUGUUGGUGGGUACAGUAUUCCUUCCCAGUGUCCCUAAAGCUGUGACGGGGGAGUCCCCACUCACCUAAGCAUUACUGGUCAACUAUGCGGCAUUCUCACAUGCAGACGUUGUGUAGUGUUCUUUUUGCAAUGACCUAUUUAUUGAACCUAUUUAUAUUUAUUUAAUUUUUACUCUGAAGUAUAUCCAGUCACGGUUGCACUUGCUUAGAGCACAUCAUCUGUUUGGACAGUGCCCCUGACCAAUUCAAAACUGGAAAAGGAAGAGUCCUACUUAUCCUUCCAUGGACGGAUGCCUUACAGUAGUCUUGUCUUUUAAGGGUGAAUAAUUUGGUCGGGGUAAGUUGUUAAUUUUUAGAUGAUUUUUUUUUAAAUCUGUGCCACCAUGUCUUCUCUGUGGAUGGUUUAAUGUUUGGUUGGUAUGUGUUAAUUGUGUGGUACAAUCCUUUUUGUGGAAUCUUAAAAAUUUUUUUAGCUUUAUAUUUUAUAAAAUGCCAGAUUGUACAACUUUUAAGUGUAUUUUUAAAGCUUGAUGAUCUGAGGGUCAUUAUCUGAGUUAACGGCCUAUUUUCGUACCUCUUGUACAGUUUUAUAAUCUGCUGAUUGAUGAUGGCAUCUUACGUCAAGCCAACCACAAAUAAAGGUAGUUUUAGAUUUGGGA